Messenger RNA from Scedosporium apiospermum, 3663 nucleotides. Its product is annotated as ATPase. Gene Ontology annotation, cellular component: nucleus. Gene Ontology annotation, molecular function: DNA binding; ATP binding; ATP hydrolysis activity. Lineage: Eukaryota; Fungi; Ascomycota; Sordariomycetes; Microascales; Microascaceae. The record is from RefSeq and is a predicted model, not a curated record. The transcript is spliced from 2 exons. Bases 1 to 3663 code for a protein of 1220 amino acids.
AUGACUGCCCUCACCUGCCCUGCUAUGAUUUCCCCAAUGGCUGAGGAACAGCCACUAAGAAAACUACAUCCCUUCUUCACUGGAGAAAGACCUCCGACACAGGCAUUUACAUCUCAGAAUGGAGCUCCCCUGGAGAUAACUGAGAAUGCACCUACUCCAACGACCCCUGAUGUCACCAGUGACAGCACAGCAAAAGGGACCCGACCUCGGAAGCGGAGGAAAACGGACGCCGGCGACAAGAGUUUGGAGGAAAAGGGCCGUCGGACUCGGAGAAAAGUUACGGGUUCUUUGGAUAGCGCGGCAAUUGCGAGCAUAGGAUCGAAUAGCCCUGAACCUGGUGCAGUCGUGUCGAAUCUCGUGUGCAACGCAUCCCCUGAUCCAAAUGCCAUUCCGCCUACGGAGCCAGACUCGACAAUACCCCCGAAGGUGCCCCACGAAACUCUCUCCAACCCGCCACUGAAUGGCACUCCCUCGACGGAAACCAAAUCGUCCAAAAAGAUCAUCAAGUUCAAUCCGAAAACAGGAACGUUGGGCUCUCCUCCCAAGCCGAAACCGAAGUGCGAGUCCGUCGUGGCCAGUGCAUCUGAUUCUUCCUCGACGGGCCGAAAGGGCAAGCGAAAGAGUCUCGUGAUACGCAUUAAGUACGGUCACGAUGACGAGAGUCGGGAGAGACUCGGAGGGCAAAUUGAACAAAUCCUUGUGCAACCCGCCAACGCAGCUCAACCAGCGAACGUUUCCAAGCAAACCCCGAAAUCCCACACUACCGGAACUCCAAAACCUACCCAUCCCUUCUUCUCCGGAAAGCCGAAAAAGGCAGGACUCGCGGCAGGUUCCCCAAACGCUGCCGACACUCCUGCUAAGCCCCCCAGGCAGGUCAUCUUUUCCUCAACCCCGUGCUCCCCGAAACGACCCCGUGCGGCACCACCUAAGCAGGGACUCACUUUUGGCAUCAAGUCGGCGGGGCUGAAGGUACCCGGUGCCGCCCUACCACUGUGGCCCCCUCAAGGCAUGGCGCACAUUCGCGCUCUAGACUUUGAUUGUUCCACACGGGUACCACCGCCCCAGCAACACUCUUUCCCACAGCGCAAGUCAAAGGGUUACGCCGUGAGCCUCUCGGAUAGUGAGUCCAUUCUACAGUCAACCGCGCGAACUAUCAACUUCUCUUCCAUCCUUGCAUCACUCCGACAGGCCAACUCCUACGACAUCCCCCCUCCGCCUCCCGAGCUCAGACUUCCCCAGAAGCACUUUGAGACAGGGCCAAAGAUUCAACGUCGAAUCAAACCUCAUCUAAAGACGCAUCAUGGUCCUUCUCGCCCUCGCCCGUCCAUCGUCGACUCCAGCGAUGAUGAAUUGGGCCACCAAGUCCACCCCGCCAUUAACAAACUCUUCACCUCGUUGAAAUCUUCUCUCUCGGCAUAUGAUAGGUCUGACUGUGAAUCGUCAUGCUGGGCUCAGAAAUAUGCCCCUCAAACCACCGCUGAGGUCUUGCAGGCUGGGAAGGAAUGCACACUGCUGAGGGAGUGGCUUCUGAACCUCAAGGUCCAAUCUGUGGACACCGGCGCCACCCCCGACGCCGGCCCGCGGGGCAAAGCCUUAAAAGCCGGUGGGGUUCCCGGGAAGAAGAAGAAAAAGCGGGCCAAGCUGGAUGGCUUCAUCGUGUCCAGUGACGACGAGGCUGAUGAGUUGGAUGAGAUUUCCGAUAGCGAGAACAAUUGGAUGUCGCCGAAGGGCAAGGGAUCCGCAAAGACGGUUAUUCGGUGCGGUGAUCUGGCCGCAAAAGCUAAGGAUUCUCGGCUCACUAAUGCUGUCGUCAUCAGCGGUCCCCACGGCUGCGGAAAGACGGCCGCUGUCUAUGCUAUUGCCAGGGAGCUUGACUAUGAGGUCUUUGAGAUCAAUGCAAGCAGUCGUCGAAGCGGCAAGGAUGUCAUUGAGAAAGUCGGGGAUAUGACGCGUAACCACUUGGUCCAGCAGCAACGCAAUGGGUUGAAGGGGACGGAGGGUGGAAACGACACCGAUGCUGACGAGACUGCUCUUGACGUCAAGUCGGGGAAGCAAAGGACCAUGGCAGCUUUCUUUAAACCCAAGACGACUCCGGUAGCGAAACCCGAGCCUCAAGCCAAGGAUUUAGGGGACAAGCCAGAGGCUCCGGCCAAGGCCACCCAGUCGUCAAAAUCACAGAAACAGUCGCUCAUUCUCCUGGAAGAGGUUGAUAUUUUGUACGAGGAGGACAAGCAGUUCUGGACCACCAUCGUGACCCUCAUUGCGCAGUCUAAGAGGCCUUUUAUAAUGACUUGCAAUGACGAGAGCCUUGUGCCACUGCAGAGCCUAAGCCUACAUGGAAUUUUCAGGUUCAACGCCCCGCCAACAGAUCUCGCUGUCGAUGCAAUGCUUCUCGUUGCCGCGAACGAGGGCCACGUCUUGGAGCGGCGGGCUGUUGAAGACCUUUACCUAAUGCGUUCCAAGGAUUUCCGUGCUUCACUCGCAGACCUGAAUUAUUGGUGCCAGAUCGGGGUUGGUGACAGACGGGGCGGCAUGGACUGGUUCUAUUCUCGGUGGCCCAAGGGCUCGGAUCUCGACGAGAACGGCGAUGUAGUCCGGGUUAUCAGUGAGGGGACAUACCGCGCUGGCAUGAGUUGCUUUGGGAGGGAUGUCAUUGCUAGCUGUCUCACCCAGGAAGAGGUGGAAGAGGAGCUCGUCAAUCAGACGUGGGAAUCGUGGGGUGUCAGCUGCGAUGCUUUUCUUCAGGCCAAGAACCCCAAGGCGUUCGUGGCAUGCAAUCCGGACGAUGCAUCUUCAAGGGUAGGAAAGCGGACAAUUGAGGGGUUGGCUGCAUUCGAGGAUCUUGCCGAGUCCAUGAGCGCAGCGGAUCUGCUCGCAAACGGUGGAUUCGGCCAAGGCUUCAAGGAACGCAUCGACCCAACAUUGCCGGACAUUACUAGCCGGGCUAGGGACGACUACAUCCUCGGUCGUACUCUCCUCGACGCUCCUCUACUAGUGUACCACCGCCUUCUCUCGAAUUAUAUCUCGACAGCAGGCAAAUGCCUCGCCCGAGAAACAUUCAGGAAGCUAAAUGAGAACGAGACCAUCGCGCACACGCUCCCUCCUCUCAACGAAGCAUCCGCCGUAUCCAACAUUCGAGCCGCAGUAGGCGAGCAUCAAGACUGCCAGGCCAUCAAUAGGAUGGACAUGAGCCUCGCAUUCGACCCCAUCGCCGCCUCGGACAAAUUCCCCACCAGUGCCGUCGGCUACCUCGACCCUUCCGUGUUCGAUCGCACCAUGAACAUGAUCGUCCUGGACGUCGCCCCCUUCGUCCGGACCAUCGUCGCGUUCGACGAGCGACUCAAGAAGGAGCGGUUGCGGCUGGGUACCCUCCUUAGCGAGAAUGGCGGCGGUCCGCAACGGCCGGCGAAGCGGAUGCGUCAGACGAGGAGUGCCAUGUCGGCGCUGGAGGGGGGUUCGAGGAGCACGACUAGGAGGGAGAAGUAUUUCGCUGCGGAUAUUAACCCUUAUCUGGUAUCCAGGACAGGGGGGAAGGCGUGGCAGACUGCACUUGAUGAGGUUUUAGAGAGGGAGGCGCAGGAUGCGAGGUCGAAGGCUGCGGAGGAGGGGGAUACGGACGCGACGUUGUCUGCAGGAGAAGACUCAGUUGGCUCGGGGGCGUGA